UUCCACAUUUAUGAUUCCACAAAUUCUAAUGGCUUUGAACAUAUAUGGGACCAGUUUUUAUUUGUUUCAACUUCAAAAUGUAGGACCAAUUAACAAGGUUGAUGUGUUCUUCUUGUUCUUCCUCGUUCAUUAAUGUUUAAAUGAGCAUGCACGCUUCUCUCAACCCACCAGUCCAAGUCAAACCUAUAUCCUCUAUCCAUCCCCUAAUCCUAUAUAUCAGUUUGCUUCUCGCAAACCACCUCAUAAUCAAUCAACAGUUUUUUUUUAAAAAAAAAAAACAUAACUCAACCAAUCUCACUUUGAAAAAGACAUGAACAAGAUCCGCCUCCGUGCUCUCUCUCCGCCUUCCGGAAUGCAACACCGCGGUAGAAGAUGUCGAUUGAGAGGUAGAAACUACGUAAGGCCAGAAGUUAAACAAAUUAACUUCUCAAAAGAUGAAGACGACCUCAUCCUCAAGCUUCAUGCACUUCUUGGCAAUAGAUGGUCAUUGAUAGCGGGAAGAUUGCCUGGACGAACGGACAACGAAGUUAGGAUCCAUUGGGAAACUUACUUAAAGAGGAAGCUCAUGAAAAUGGGAAUCGACCCAACCAAUCAUCGUCUCCACCAUCACACCAACUACAUUUCGAGACGAUACCUCAAUUCCUCACAUAAGGAACAUGAAACAGAGAUUAUUAGUGAUCAAUCUUCUUCAGUAUCGGAAUCAUGUGGUAUAAGUACAAUUUUACCCAUUCCAAGUACCAAUUGCUCGGAGGAUAGUACUAGUACCGGACGAAGUCAUUUGCCUGACCUCAACAUCGCUCUCAUCCCGACAGUGACUUCUUUGCCAGCUCGUUGCCUUCAAGACUUUAGUGAAUCCUCUAACAAUGGUUCAACUGGUCAAGAAACGCUUCUUCUAUUCCAAUGAAAAUUGUUGUAUUUCUUUGUACACAUCUUGCUAAAUAAUGUUACAUUACAAAGGCCCCUAUAUUAUAAUAUUCACUAGAGAGAUGUAUAACGAUGUUUGAAAUAUGUUAAUCCUGAAUUGGACCGUUGAAACAACUAUUCUCUUAAA
Arabidopsis lyrata subsp. lyrata is the source of this 1051-nucleotide messenger RNA. RefSeq names its product myb-related protein 308. Lineage: Eukaryota; Viridiplantae; Streptophyta; Magnoliopsida; Brassicales; Brassicaceae. The transcript is spliced from 3 exons. The record is from RefSeq and is a predicted model, not a curated record. Bases 311 to 904 code for a protein of 197 amino acids.